AUGAGCCACCAUUCCGACGAUCCGGUGAGGACCCCCUCGAGUUCUUCACCGAAGACAAGCGGGUUUUUGCGACUCGAUGAAUUGAUCCAGGAUCAAGGAGAAGUUGCACUGAUCAUUUCCACCGAUCAUGAUACCCCCCAUUUCCCACUUAUCGAAGCGUCCUCAGAUUUCCAUUCUCCAUCUCCCUCUCGUCGCGAUCUUUGUCUCAAGUACAUUAUGGCCUCCGAUUUGGGGCCCGAAAAUCAUCUCAAAAACAAUCUCGAUUCCGAUAUGUUGUCCUUAUUCUCCUCAGUCGUUCCCGGUUCUCUCCAUUCCACUGAUAUCGCCGACCCGGUCGCCAUUUUCGCCGCCAAGCGCAAGUACAAACCGGUCGCACAGAAAACACGACCAGUCUUGGCCGACCUCCCCGAAAAGUUCCGAAUCGUUCGGAACAUCCUCGGUGACCCUCUCGCUGCCCUUCCGACGCUGACACCGAACCCCCCACCCUUCACGCCGACCGGCAGAUACACAGCCGAACGACGCGACCUCAUCGACAAAGUCCACUCGGACGACUUCCUUUGGCCGGCCGAACAACAGCUCAUGCACCAUUUCAUGUGUCUACAAGAGAUGGGAUUUGCCUGGGACGAUUCGGAACGCGGACGUUUCCGCGAGGAUUUCUUUCCUCCAGUCAAUAUGCCGGUGGUCAAACACAAGCCCUGGGUUCAACGCAACAUUCCGAUUCCACCCGGUGAUGAGCAUGCACCCGCGCUAGGGUCCGAGGGAGGUCGUCGGGAAGCUUUGGGGAGAUACCGAACAGCGCUCGACAAGUACCGAAGAUGCCGACUUUUACCGAACACGAUCGGUCCCUACCCGACCGACGACAAGCCACCGAAGGACGUCCGGCAGCACUUGGGUCAGUUUGCCCACACUUCACGUACUUACCAUGACCGCAUAGGAGUGUUACGAUAA
Messenger RNA from Heterobasidion irregulare TC 32-1, 948 nucleotides. RefSeq lists its product as uncharacterized. NCBI's taxonomy places the organism in Eukaryota, Fungi, Basidiomycota, Agaricomycetes, Russulales, Bondarzewiaceae. The coding region runs from base 1 to 948 and encodes 315 amino acids. The transcript has a single exon. The record is from RefSeq and is a predicted model, not a curated record.